Lachancea fermentati is the source of this 1158-nucleotide messenger RNA. The record is from the annotation of a GenBank genome assembly. Lineage: Eukaryota; Fungi; Ascomycota; Saccharomycetes; Saccharomycetales; Saccharomycetaceae.
AUGGCUAUAAAGACCGUUAUUUGCAUCGGUAUGGCCGGUUCAGGGAAAACAACUUUUAUGCAACGUUUAAACUCACACUUACAUGCUGCUAAGGAACCGCCCUAUGUGAUAAAUCUCGAUCCAGCAGUCUUGCGGGUUCCAUAUGGUGCUAAUAUAGAUAUUCGUGACUCUGUCAAGUAUAAGAAGGUAAUGGAAAACUAUAAUCUUGGUCCUAAUGGUUCCAUUGUGACCAGUCUUAAUCUAUUCAGCACGAAAAUUGAUCAAGUUAUCAAAUUAGUGGAGAAUAAGCGAGACAAGUACGAACACUGCAUAAUAGAUACUCCCGGCCAAAUUGAAUGUUUUGUUUGGAGUGCAUCUGGGUCUAUAAUCACAGAGUCCUUCGCUUCUACUUUUCCUACUGUCAUCGCUUACAUUGUGGAUACUCCGCGGAACUCCUCACCUAGCACCUUUAUGAGUAACAUGCUUUACGCCUGUUCUAUUUUGUACAAGACCAAACUGCCCAUGAUUGUUGUUUUUAACAAGACCGAUGUUUGCAAGGCUGAUUUUGCACGCAAGUGGAUGACCGAUUUCGAAGCCUUCCAGGAGGCUUUGAGGGAAGAUCAAGAAUUAAAUGGCGAAUCAGGUAUGGGAUCAGGAUAUAUGGGGUCUUUGGUCAAUUCUAUGUCGCUGAUGCUGGAGGAAUUCUAUUCACAAUUGGAUAUGGUUGGUGUCUCUAGUUACACGGGAGAGGGCUUCGAUGAUUUCUUGAACGCGGUGGAUAAUAAAGUAGUCGAAUAUGAAAGCUAUUACAAGGCCGAAAGAGAAAGAAUAUUGAAGGAAAAAGAAGAAAGGGAAAAAGCCGAGAAAGAAAAGUCUCUGGAGCAUUUAAUGAAGGAUCUUGGCAUUAAAGAGAAAGUCGGGUUGGAAAAGACAAGUAAUGAUGAUGCAGAUGUGCUGAGUGACCUAGAGGAAGGAGAGAAUGAUGGCAUUAUUCUACGCGAUGAAGAGGAAGGGAUUGAUAGGGAAUACACAUUUGCUGGUGAUGAAAGACUCACUGGCGAGAUAAACAGUCGUGACACUCCUGAUUUGCAGAGGAGAUAUGAGGAAGCGUUACAGAAAGUGGCAAAGUCAGCUAGUAGUGAAACUGCAGAAAACAUUGCAAAAUAUAUCAGACAGUAA